UUGUUGCUCUCUAGUGGAACAGAUAGUUUACACUGAGUGCAGCGAAUUUGGGGUUACGAAGACUGGGUCAAUGUGUUCUGAAGCUACUACUGGGUAAAUUCGAUUGGGGAUUGAGUGAAAUGGUCCAUUAAAUUUGGGGUCCUCAAAACCCAUUGGUUGCCACGAGGAAGCAAGAAUCCACUUCCCACAUCGUGUUUGUUGCCAGAGCCAGGGAAUGGAAGAUUUCGCAGUAUGCAGCUGUGCAUAAAGCUAUGCUAAGCUUCUGCGGUGCGUGCCCAAAGUUCCAGACUAAGUUCAUGGGUGCAAUGAAGCUUCAAUGGGAAGCAGGAGACUAUAUUUCGUGGGAGAGCCGGACGAGGUAAAGUUCGACGGAUGGGGUGCUGGGAGGAACAUCGUUGCUCACGUUUGCUUGUAACUCUUGAGGAAAAUUGGAAGGCAAUGCAUAGGCUUAUGAUGCAUCCUAAAUGGUCUAGUCGGUAGCGAGAAAGGUAGUGAAAAUCGAGGAAGUGGCCGCACUGCUGAUCAGGUUUCAAAAUAAGGAGCCUCGAACAUCCCUUUGACAGACCGAUAUGAAGUGGACCUGUGCCCCGCUUUCCUGCAUUCCACACGGAGUGCUGUCCACUUCAGCAGUUGCAUCGCUGCCUUGCAUAAUAUCAUCCACAACUCAGAAGCUGGAAACAGGUGUUUCAUAUUGGACUGGUGGUUUCGCAGGCACUGGAAGGAAUGGAGUACGCAAUGUAAUCAAGCUGAGUUGUAUAGUGCUUUCCCGUUUUAGGGCACUUAACCAGUAGAUUUUCAAAGGAAGUCUUAGAAGCUGUGCGAUCAGUAUAACUUGCGUAUACACUAGAAAGGGCUACUCGUCUCAAGUUUAGCCCCAUUGAUCCACAUCUUUUAGAUUGAAACAUGAUCUUGUUUAUUAGUUUUAAAGGUCAUGGAUCAAGGUUUUAGAUUCUCUGGCGUCAGAUUUGGGAAAGACUGAGCGGCUAAGCUUCUUCAGGAUGUACCUGGAAGCUUUUGGUCUCUGAGAUGUUGUGUGUGCGCCUAUUCCAGUUUGUAGUCUUCUAUUACCAUCGGGUGAAAUUUAGCAGGACUGUACAGUGCCCUGCCUAUUCUAUUGUUCGAAGAGGACUUAGGUUGUGGAGGAAAGCCCGGCAAACUCAAACGCAAUUUAUGAAUGAGCCUUUUCCUCUGCUCGGUCCUUCUGUUUGUGCAGAUAAUAUCGCUUGGCAUGAUUACGGAGAAUGUCGUAACUGUUUUGGGAGAAAGGUUGGGCGCGAAAUCUGGAGGUUUUAAGUGCUAUUGAUGUUUAUUUGUUGUAAACACCUGUCGCAGUCAGGUUUUAUGAGUGCAGCGAAUGAGUGAAAAUGGUGAAGUACACUCGUAUGGAGGAGAACAAACGUGUCUACAACGAAGAGUAUGACACGGAUGAGUACGAAACUUUGACAUGUGAAUGUCACCACCUUGCAAGGGCUAAAGAACUUAAUGGUUCUCGACGAAAGCCUUUUUUCUGCAUAUAUUGCAAAACAGUUUACAAAGACAAAAACAAAUUAAAUCUUCACAGGCUCGAAGGCUGCGUUGCUGUAAAUGGUGAUGGCAAGAAGACCACCCUCAAGAUUUAUCCUGUGUUUGGAAAAGGCCAAAGGGGUGAAAUCGAGGACAUCCUCAUCAAACAUGGUCAUAUGAAUCCACGGAAGAAACCUUCAAGGGCUAAGAGGAAAAAGUCCGUCACAGCCCUAAAGGAAUCGGAUACGUAUAUGGAAGUAGGAAUGGCAGUGCAGGCAGCACAUGAAGAGCAGAAUCCACUUCGGCCUCAGAAACUGAAAGUGCGGGGUACGCUCACUUCUCGUGAGGCCAGUAAGAAACAUAUAAAUUCGAGAGAUUGUGAAAUGCAGAUUUCUUAUGCACACCACGAGCAAGUGGUGAGCAAUCCCAACAGCCAUGACUCUUUAGUUGGUGGGCAAGGAGAGAUGCAGGUGCAGAUGCAGUUGACAAGGGAACAGGUAGAAGCCCAAGCGCGGGAAGUUGCUAACUAUAUGCUUUCAGAUGCUUCCAUGGUUUCCUGCCCCGAGUCGGUCCCAUGUCCCGGUCUUUGGCACUUGAUGCAAUUCCAGUUGCUACCAAGUGACUUUCCUGACGUGAAGGAUGACUCCUUCCUUCAGGCUUUUACUGACUUUGUGGAUAAGGGAUUGAUUGAUCUCGCUUUACCGAAGUCAUAUGGAACGUGGUACAUGGAGAGAGAGACUGAUGCAAGUGAAGAGGAGAAAAGUGCAGUGAAACUUACAAUUAGCCGAUUCAAGUUAGUUGGAGGUCGCCCUGAUUUACAUGCACGUCACAAAGAGAAUUCGGCUCUGCAAGCGUUCUUGCAAAAUCAGAAGGAAUGGUUUCACUAUGAAUUGCAGAAGAAAGCAGCUGAGAAAGAACUCUGUGUGCGGAGGGAGAGGUACAUCAAGGAUAGACUCAGUGACUACGACGCUAGGGAGCAUGAUCGUCGGGAAUUGGCCAUCUGGCGUUGGUCUCCUCUUCUGCAUCUUUUGAAGUCCGAUGUCAUCGAAGGUGUUCCUCGCAGACCUUGGUAUCAUUCGGAUGCGGAGCUAAAGAAAAUUGCGCAUGCAAUACUGACGAAUCGGAACCGAAUUGUCAGCGAUCCUCCUCACUGUCCUUUAAUAGUACGCAUGUUCAAGAUCGUUUCUCUCUAUUGUUAUGGUAAAGUCAGCACCCUAGCUGAUCCUGUAACGGGACUUUUGCGGGAGACGAUGCUAAAUUACUCAACCAAUAGAAGUGCUGCUCCUGUGCUUCAAAUGUCAGCUCAAGCUGUGCUCAACGAUGGGUGCUUCCUGUUCGCAAACUUACCUCCUUAUUCAGAGGCACAAGUAGAAAUACUCGAGGAUGUAAACGUCCUUCUUCAUGGAAUGGCAAUGGAGCGGGAAGUCGUUGUGCAGAAAGUUCAAGGCUUUCUUAGAACCGUCCGUCAACGCGCAGCUGGAGAUAUGGCUACGUUGCAUCCAAACGAGUUUCGUGUGCUUUGGUGUGGCGGUGAUGCAAGUACCAUAGCGGACGCAUUGAAGACGUUCAUGCUUUGUCUCAAAUCCCGAGAAGACUUGGACAUGGGAUGGGUGCCAUUCCCGUCAGGGCACCCCGACUAUGAUUCUGUUGCAGUUAUGCAAGCAAGAGAGGCCGUCUUGAAAGCAGUUCAUAAAUUGCACGAGCAGCGCAUGCUGUCUGACAAAACCCGAUUGUUGUCUGCUUCAGCCCGCUUACAGGCAUUUGAUAUCAUCACUCGCAACAAGAUUCAUGGAUCUCUAGAGACUAGCGUUGUGAAGCCUCCAAGAAAGACCACAGACUACAGGGGAAAUGGUUCACCAGGAAAGGAAGACUCAGAAGAUGAAAGUAAGUUGGAGAGGCAUUCAAGUUUUUCUACAACCAAUGGUUCGGCUGACAUAGAACUAGACUCUCGAUCAUCUCACGAAUUGAAGGAUACGGGCAUUGACGUUGGAAAGCCACACCGUAGACACGAGCUGCUCAACGAGCCACCUCGUAAACCUUGCAACACGUCUCCAGACCUCAACCUCAACCUUGAUUCGAAUGAUUCUUAUGAUCCUGCCUCUCCCGUCAUGAAAUGUGACUCGACCUUUACAGCACACAUGGCUGACUUUCAUGUUCCCAAACCCAAUUCUCCACCAAAAAUGGUCUCUGUUCUUGGUGUUGAGGUUCGCGCCUCGGAUCCUGACGCUGAUCGCUGUGUUCCUCGAGUUUCAAAAACCUCAGCGUCGGUCUCAGCAUCGGCCGAACGGUCUCUGGAGAAUUAUUCCCGUCGGGUUCCCCACUUGUUCAACAGUCCGUCGUCAUUCUCAUCAUCAACUGCAAGCCUUCGCAGCAACACUCGAAAGGAUUCGGAUGAGGAGCACUGACACUGCGACAGCAGCUGUGUGGUGGUCAUUGCUCAUCUUUCUAUCAUCACAUUUCAGGUUUCGCUUGGUUCUACAUUAUGUGAGCUGUAGUACAUGUAUGUUUAUUUCUAGUUGAUCAAGCACUUGGGUGAAGACGUAGACUUCUAUGUAGGUAGCUUUUUGUUUUGGGGUGUUUUAUUUUUCCUGCUUUGACUUAGAGUCGUGUUGCAAAUCAUACGAUAUGUGAAAGUAUGUUCAUUCUCAACAAGUAGUAUUUCUUUGUUGAAAGCGUAGAGUGGGGAUGCUGAGUAGUUUGAUAUUUAAUUUUCUUGGCAACCGCUUGUAUGGCAUCGUGAAAUGGUGAUAUGGGGAACUGCUGGAUGGAUUUUCUCAA
Molecule: messenger RNA, 4281 nt
Organism: Physcomitrium patens
Lineage: Eukaryota; Viridiplantae; Streptophyta; Bryopsida; Funariales; Funariaceae
Source: RefSeq, a predicted model, not a curated record